Molecule: messenger RNA, 1771 nt
Organism: Xenopus laevis (African clawed frog)
Lineage: Eukaryota; Metazoa; Chordata; Amphibia; Anura; Pipidae
Gene: tfb1m.L
Product: transcription factor B1, mitochondrial L homeolog
Biological process (GO): rRNA modification; transcription initiation at mitochondrial promoter; rRNA methylation
Cellular component (GO): mitochondrial matrix; mitochondrion
Molecular function (GO): S-adenosyl-L-methionine binding; mitochondrial transcription factor activity; rRNA (adenine-N6,N6-)-dimethyltransferase activity
Source: RefSeq, marked provisional
GGUCACGUGGCCGGAAGUAGCGUGGGAAGCUGUGAGGUACAAUGCUGUAAGGGGAAGAGUUUUCUGCAGCUGAAAUCAUGGCUACUCCAGGAGCGCUGGCCAAGUUUCGACUGCCCCCCUUACCAACCAUUGGGGAAAUCGUCAAACUUUUUAAUCUACGGGCAGAAAAGCAGCUGUCUCAGAAUUUUCUCCUAGAUCUAAAACUUACAGAUAAAAUUGUGAGACGAGCAGGAAAUUUACAAAAUGCUUACGUGUGUGAGGUUGGCCCUGGCCCAGGGGGGAUCACGAGAUCGAUUCUAAAUGCUGGGGUUGAAGAGCUUCUGGUGGUGGAAAAAGACACCCGGUUUAUCCCUGGGCUUAAGAUGUUAAACGAAGCAUCUGGCGGAAAAGUAAGAACCGUACACGGGGACAUUCUCACGUACAGGAUGGACAGAGCGUUUCCCAAACAUCUAAUAAAAAGCUGGGACGAUGAGCCUCCUAAUGUGCAUAUAAUUGGGAAUCUGCCUUUUAGUGUCUCAACUCCUCUGAUCAUUAAGUGGUUGGAGCAGGUCGCAGACAGGACUGGUCCGUUCACAUAUGGAAGGACACAGAUGACUCUGACGUUCCAGCAGGAAGUUGCGGAGCGCCUGACCGCGAGUACAAAGAAUAAGCAGCGCAGCCGUCUCUCUAUCAUGUCCCAGUACCUCUGCAAUGUAAAGAACUGCUUCACUAUUCCUGGCCGGGCCUUCAUUCCAAAACCCAAGGUUGAUGUCGGAGUUGUGCAUCUCACCCCUUUUGUACAGCCGAAAAUAGAACAGCCAUUCAAGCUGGUUGAAAAAGUCGUUCGAUGCAUCUUCCAGUUCCGGCGAAAAUACUGCCACCAUGGAGUUUCAAUCCUAUUUCCCGAAGAAAUCCGCAUACAACUGACAGAGCAGAUGCUAAGGUUAGCCGACGUGGAUCCGACGCUGCGUCCCAUCGAACUGACCAUGACUCACUUUAAAAAACUCUGCAACGUGUACAGGGAGAUGUGCGACCAGAAUCCCCAUCUGUUUUCUUACAACUACAGAGAGGAGCUGAGAAUGAAAAAGCUGCAGGGCAAAAGCACAGAGGAAGAGGAGGACUUAUUGCAAUAAAUAAAAGGACUAGUUGCUCUUGUAUUUUGCUUCAUACAGGUCAGUUGGAUUUAAAGGUACAGGAUAAGUUCCUUUGUAGGUCGUUAUAUUUUCGGGCAGGGUGAUCGUUACAGGGCUCUCUACUUACACAGGAUUCAGGAUAUGUUAGAAAACAGUUGGCUUGACGCACUGUAUGAGCAUUGAAAAGGCGCAAUACAUGAAUUAAAGGGGAACUCUGGCUUCCAAAGCAAAAUGUGAUAAAGAGACCCACAUAACACAGAAACCCCUAAUAUAUUCAUCACAGUUACCUGUUUCUUCAAAAAGUAUGAAUAAAUGCCACUUUUCUAUGCUGAAAUCCAGCUGUUUAACAGUAUCUGCAUCAUUUGAAAUCCUGGCAGGGAAGGAGGGACUAAAUACUGAUGUAACACACACACACAGCUUACAGAGAGCAUGCAGGAACUACAUAACCCACAAUGCAUUGCACAGUGAUGUUUUUUUCCUUAGUGAAAUCACAUGUGCAGGGAAUUGUGGGGUUUGGAGGAUGCAGGCUGAGGACAGAUGGCUGUUGAUACAAAGUAACAGUAGUCAGCCAGCUCAGCAAAGUAGUCAGACAGAUGAGCAGGAGAGCAGGGGGCUAGGCUUAGGGAACUGUUCCAAACCAUUAAAAAUCAUGAAAAGUC